Molecule: messenger RNA, 1665 nt
Organism: Galendromus occidentalis (western predatory mite)
Lineage: Eukaryota; Metazoa; Arthropoda; Arachnida; Mesostigmata; Phytoseiidae
Product: DNA polymerase eta
Exons: 7
Coding region: 1-1371 (456 amino acids)
Biological process (GO): response to radiation; error-prone translesion synthesis
Cellular component (GO): replication fork; site of double-strand break; nucleus
Molecular function (GO): DNA-directed DNA polymerase activity; damaged DNA binding
Source: RefSeq, a predicted model, not a curated record
AUGAGUAACCAGGCAGCCCUUCUCGGGCGAUGCAUAGCCCUCAUCGACAUGGAUUGCUUUUAUGUUCAAGUGGAAGAGAGACUCCAACCUCAGCACAAGGGGAAACCCGGUGUUGUUGUACAGUGGAGCGGAGUUGAAGGCGGAUGCAUCGCGGUGAAUUACGAGGCUCGAGCUAAGGGCAUCAAGCGCGGAAUGAGACCUAAUCAAGCCAGGGCUCUGAGUUCGGACUGUAUAAUAUAUCAUGUACCUGAAGUGCGGCAGAAGGCCGAUCUAUCCAGAUACAGACAAGCGGGUGCGGAGGUUCUAAAAGUAUUCUGCUCUUUCGGUGCCGUGGUCGAAAGAGCUUCCAUCGAUGAGGCCUACAUCGAUCUCACGGGACUCGUUGCCAAUAAGCUAACUUGUGUGCCAACAGCAGCGCUCGGCAACGCUUCCAUCGAAGGAUACGAGGACGCCACGUCAUUCCUUGAACAGGUCGACUGGACAGAGGAUGGAGGAGACGCAUAUCUAGCUCGGGGAGCUGCUAUCAUGAUGGAGAUGAGAGCGAAAGUUCUACAGGAGACAGGCUUCACGUGCUCCGCGGGAAUCUCCCACAAUAAAAUUGUGGCCAAGCUUGCUGCAGGACUCCAUAAACCGAACAGACUGACCGUGGUUCCGCACAGCUCAGUGGCACUCCUAUUCACAACUGUUCCUAUCGGCAAAGUUCGCAACCUCGGCGGCAAACUCGGCGAGAAUAUCACGAAGGACCUCAACGUGCAGACGAUGGCAGAGCUCGCUCAGGUUCCUCAAAGUAAACUCAUACAGCUCUAUGGCGACAAGACGGGGCGAUGGCUCCACUCGCUGAGCUUCGGUUACGAUUCCGAGGCUGUGGAAAAUCGGCUUUUGGCGAAGAGCAUCGGCUGCGCGAAAACUUUCCCCGGGAAACUUUGUCUCACCACUGUGACCGAGAUGAGUAAAUGGGUGAAUAACCUCAGCGAGGAACUCGAGGAACGGCUCCGCGAAGAUUCGAAAAUAAAUCACCGAGCACCGCGCCUCCUCGUUGUUGGCAAUGGAUACCAAUCCCGGAGUGUGACCUUGUCCGGGAACACUUUCACCAAGGUCUUCCUUUACAAUGAAGUGAUGCGAGUUUUGAGAAAACUCAAUACGGCACCCCCGACAAGCGAUGCGCUGUCCCCGCGUCUAGAGGUUAUACAAUUCAACGCCACGAAAUUCGUGCCCCUAGAAGAAGGCUCGUCCAUCACCAAAUACUUGACAACGAAUACUUCACGUCGACCUGAAACAUCUCCAACGCCCAGGAAACCUUCCAUGUCGAAGAGACUCAGAGCCCUGUUGGACGCCGACGAGGAGAAAGUCACGCCCGACGACGAGUUUUGAAUGAGCAGACCAAAAGAGUGGAUCAGAGAUCCCUCAAGACCCGAGCCGAAAAUUCAAUACCGCGAGAACGGAGGACACCAAGAAUCUGAAGCCCUCGACGAUAGAUUCGGACGCCAGACGAUGACACGCCGCAGGGUUGAGGAAGCCUGUUUUUGUGACAGGAUUGCAUGACCUGACGAUCACAUGGAAUUGUCUCGAGGCGGAUGUGUUGUCGCUUCAUUCGUGACGUCGCGUAUUAUACGAGGCAAUGUGCAUCAUAGAACACUUGACUCUCCAGCUUGACUCCAUGCUUAG